GAUGAGGUCACGACAUACAUUUAUGUACGGCUGCUUGUUCAUGUCGUUCAGUUUCGUUUCGCGGUCCUGGUACUUACACUUAUCUCUCUACACAAUGCAGUGUCAUAUAAUUGUGAUUAGAUUGCAUGUGAAUAGACAUUUUUAUCCUAUUUUACAAGUAAAACCUGUUUUUUUAAGGACGAGGGUAAAAUAGUGUUUGGCCAGUCAGACAAUCGACGGCUGCGAAAUCUUUGUCAGAGACAGGUAGGCCCGUGCAGAGGCCUCACUGUCAUCCCAGAUGUCGCAACAAGAGCAACAACAACUGUCCAACAUGUCAAAAUUAGCAGAAUUGUGGCAGUCUUACAGUCAAGCCAUUGCUGCUUAUACCAACCAAACCCCACAGUCGGGUCCUCAGUCGGGCACCCAGGCUCCAAAUGUCAAUGUGGCAUCCUCCCCAAACAGUAAUGCCGCUGCUGCAGCAGCAGUUGCUGCUGCCCAAUACUAUGGCACCAGUGGAGGGGCAUCUUCAUCCAUGCUGGGCACAUCAGGGAACAAUCCCUCUGCUGCACCACCUGCCUCCAAUCUCCCGUAUGCUGAGUUCUAUGCCCAAAUGGAGAAGUAUUACUCUGCAUGUGCCAGCUACACACAAGGUCAAGCUGCGGCAUCCUACAAUAGUGGAAGUUACACUCAGCAGUCAAGUGGUAGUGGAAGCACUCACUACUCGUCAGGCCCUCUGAGUCAGCAGAACACUGGAUACAGUGCCAGCACUUGGCGGGGGCGAGGAGGGGAACGUGGCCGAAGUUGGGGGCGUGGCCAGAGGGGCAGCUUUGGCAGGGGCUGGCGCCAGUACAGUGAUCACUGGUCACCUAGCAGUCAGAAUUCUGCCCCGCCCACAGGCCAGGACACAUUAAAGGCCAACCCAGAAGAUGUCUUUGACUGGUGGGUGGCACCAGCGACGAACAGCGAGCCGACCAUAGGGCCAGUUGGGGGCCACUUCAGUGGCCGGGAUGACCGUGGUGGACAUCCCCGCCAGCAUGAUGUCCACAGGGAUGACCACCGUCCCCACGAUGUGCGCAAAGAUGACCACCACAGUGACCGGUAUCGGAAUGUUAGGGAAGGGGACCGGUCAAGGUGGAGUCCUCAUGGUGGAAAAUCACCAAGGGCUCGAUGGGAGGACGACCGCACCUUACGCGGUGGCUCAAGUACCAACAAGACUCGGUCUUCCCUCCCGGAGCACCCAAGUCACACGCCACCCAAACGAAUCGCAGAGUCCAUCAACUUUCGGAGCAUCAACCCCCACAUGCCAGCUAACGUGGAAAGCCUGGUGCAGCAGCAGAUCCAGCUGAUGAUGUCGCCCCUCCUGGCCAAAACAGCCCCCCCACUCCCCCCGAGACAGUUCACCGUUCCACCGAUAAUCAGGGAUAAGCAGACAGAGCAGCCACAAUCCGAGCCAUCCCAUUCGACUGGUGGGAAAGACAAUCUUGACUCCAGGGGAGUCAAAGGGGACCAGAAGAGGGACAGCACCGAAGCUGGCUUGAAGGCUACUACCGAAAGGUCAUCCAGGUCCCGUUCUAGGUCACCAGUGAGAUCAAAAUUGAAGGAUGAGGAAAAAGAGGAGGCAGGUGGAGAAGGUGAAAAGAAAGUAAAACAGGACCGAGAAGAAGCUGAUGGGGAACAGAAGGAUGCAGUGGGGUCCGAAGACACCAUGGACACUGCCAACGCCAAGUUAAAUAAGCCAACAAUUCUGACAGAAGACGUUCCCUGUCAGUCACCCGAGAGUGGCAACAAGGACAAUAAGGAACAACCUGUUGAGAGCGGGCUUGAGGGUUACGAUUCCUCCAAGAAAUAUGGUGAAGAAUACAUUCGUGAGGUGACUGCUUUCCAGUGUUUCUUGUGUGGACGUCGUUUCUGGCAGCAGGAUGAGGUGGAACAUCACUGUCGGAGCCAGGGCCACUUCACCAACUAUCAGAUCCAACAGAAAUGCAAACUGAACCUAGAUGAGGACGAAGAUGACAGCAAUGACAAAUGAGAUCACGAGAGUAGUGGUCCUCACCAGGAGUCCUCACCAGGAGUCCUCACCAGUGUUGGUAAGAGCUCCACUCCUCUACACCUUCCGGAGGGCUGGGAAGUCCACUGCUUUGCAGUUAACCACCAGAAGACUUGAACAAGUCCAAGAGAUCGGACUCACUGUCACUGCAAUCAAAUAGCCGAUAAACUGUCUGUCAUAUCUCGGUAUAUGAUGUCACUUAUUCUUGCACUUUGGAUUGCACAUUGUGACAUGGAUUAAUUUUUUCAGCGAGUGCAAGGGAACAAUUCUUGCCUUUUUAAGCAAAUAUGAAGGUAUUACGUGCUUCAAGCCAAAGGCACCCAACUUUUAAAAAAUAUUUAUUGAAGGAGACAUUGGUGCUUACGUUAUUUGGAACGGAUAUUGCAGUUGAAGCACACAUUCUGAGCAUAAUUACUGUGCUUUUCAUUACUUAAAGUCAGAGCCUUGGUCUGGAAAAUUCUCUUGGUCUCGGCAUCUGCCUAGAAGAUAGUAAUAUCUGUGUCUACAAUGCAGCUCUUCUGUGAUCUUGAAAUUCAGGUCUGACCUCAUCACGACUCUAUAGAACUGUGUCUUCUCAUUUCACUGUUUAAUAAAGCUACAAACAGUGACAAAAUGUUAAUACGUGUGAUUGUUGUUGAUCUAAAAAAAUAUUCCUAGCAUGUGGGUGGCUGUUAAAUUGUGUUAUUUUGAUGGUCAGGAAAAGUGGUAUUCAAAAAUUCAGAAACAGUGCCACUCCUUUGUAGUAAAAUAUGCCAUUACAAGUUCUAAACAAGGACAUCACUGGCACACAUUAAAUUGGGCAAUUUAGACUGAAUAGAUUUGUUCCCUUUGAGAAUAAACUUAAAGAAAGGAUAUUAAUUCAAUAAGUUUGACAUGAAUUUCUGUAAUGACAUCACGACACCAAAAAGUAAUUUGUGUACAGGGUUGAGAAAAUGGAACAACUCAAUCAUCUUCAUGUGAAAACAAAAACCUUUCUGUGUAGUCUUAGAAUUACUUUCAUAUGUUUCCUUGUGUCAGUAUUUCAGCGUACAUGGAAUUGUAAAUAUGUGUGGCUGAUUUUUUUUCCUUUUCUGUGGUUGCAUUUCUCACUCCAGUUUUACCUUAUCAGUCCAUUAAGAAUUACUGCAAGGAGUGUUCCCUAAAUCCUAAAAAAAAUAUUAACAGUAUUCGGGUCAUUUAUGAUCUGAUAUAUGCAAACAGUUAUGGGCGGGAACAGUAUCGGUAGAGGGUGGAUGAAUUGUAGAAUUUUUGCCCUCCUUGAUGAAUAUAUUACUAAGUAAAGAAAAUAUGAAUAUGAAACUUACGUCAUUGGAUAGAGUAACAUGCGCCCUUUCAGAUGCCACCGAGAUUGCCGUGAUGCAAAAGCACACGUGACAGUACUAUGGGUAUUGGGUGAAUGAGCUUUACAGCCCCCCUUUCAUCAUCAGAAUGUCACAGAAACGUAAUCUCUUAGAGUUGCUUAGUGGGAGAUAUUGCAAGUUUUUUUGUCUGCUCAGCCAAGUAAUUGGUAGGGAACGAGUUACAGUCUACAUGGCAUGUCGUUUGGAACAGUAACCUGCUUUUACUGAGCGAAUAUUUGUGUGUGUGCUUGGCAGUUUUCCAUGCUGUUUCAGGCUACCUUGAAUCCAUUGUCUAUAGCCAGGUCCUAGUCUCAACUCUUCUACAGAAGUGCAGACAUACAGUGACAAUAGAUGUAGCCGUAGCUCUGGGAGCCCAUUUCAGACAUGGCUUCAGUCUUGCUCUGCACUAUUAACACUCCAUCCUUUCAGUUCAUUGGACUGUGUGCUAUUAAUUCUGCCUGUAUACCAGACUUCUGUGUGAAUUCAACCAUUACAUUUUGAUCCUUUCAUUUGCCAACUGAGGGCAAUUUUAUAAGGGUACCACAAAUACCUGUUGGUUUUAUGAUGUGAAUUGACAUAUUGAAGAAAUGGGGAAGCCAUCCUGAGAGGAAAGAACUGGUGUCAUACGUUAUUGAGUGCAAAACCAUUUUCAUUAGCCAAAGUUAAUUUCUUGGGCUCUUUAUUUUGUGCCUGGCAGCUAUUCAUUAAGUAAAUUGAAGUUUAAUAGAAUAAAAAAGCUGCACUGGGCCAAAAGGUGAAAUACUUACAGAAAUGGUCAAUUUUAUAGUGAGUGCACGCAUAUCAGAUGGUCUAAACAUAGCUUCAACACUGAUCCGAAGGGGAAAGCAGAAUUUUAACAAAUUCUACUCAUAUCUCUCUGUACAUUUCCAAUCAAAAUUUAUUUUUGGGCACUUUAAUGUCACCAUGGGUGUCAGUAAUAGUGAUUUGUUGGAGCUUUGGUUGUAGCAAAGGUUUUGUGAGUAGUGCAAUGAUUUAUUUUGUCAUUAAACUGUAAACAGUAUGGUAUGUUUCUCUUUGUGAUCAUUUUCAAAAGGAUGAAAGCUGUGAAAUUAAUGUCAUCAGCAACUAAACAGGCCUGCAGUCACAUUUGUAAUGCACAUUGUCAAUUCCUUCAGGAGUUGUGCACUGCACUAUUGGGCAGCCUGGGUGCUCUGAACCGUGAUACAGGUGCAUUGUGUGCAUAUUAAACAGCACUACUGCUGAGUGGCAUUUGUUCUUCAAAA
Molecule: messenger RNA, 4610 nt
Organism: Acanthaster planci (crown-of-thorns starfish)
Lineage: Eukaryota; Metazoa; Echinodermata; Asteroidea; Valvatida; Acanthasteridae
Source: RefSeq, a predicted model, not a curated record